UCGGCUCUUUCAGUAUUGGGGGAACUGUCAUCCGAAACACAUGUGCGUCACUGCAACUGCCGUCAAGGCGAGAAAGCCAGUUUAAGAUAGAAAGCUCAACACACGCAAACCGGAGUGAUAAUGGGUUGGUGGAGCAAGAAAAGCGAGACAGAUCGCAGCCAGCCCAGCCAGGCACUAGUGGUGCAGGACCCGCGCACACGCGUCAGAACCACGAGUGCAGCCACGGAGACGACCAAUACUGCCGUGCAGAGCUCGACUAUAACGGACAGCAACAAGCAGACGGUUACCUUUCUCACCACCCGCCAGACGGUGACGCACACGCAGCGGGCGCUGAUCACGGAAACGACAACGCGACGCACGCCCAGUCAGGCGGAGUUAGAGGCUCUCUUCGCCCAGAUGAGAAUGGGCGGCGAGGGACCCCUUGGCUUCACCACCACGACAACCAGCUCCUUGCGCUCCCGACCGCCCAGUUUGAACGGCGUCUCCUUUCGAUCCACACAGCCCUUCAAGGCCACGGCAAGCAGUGCCAACAAACGAUCAAGCACCUUGGUCAAUACCGAGCAGACCACAGUGACCAAAAAAAAAGGACACACGGUCACCCAGCACCUGGAGACUCAUCGAGUGGACCUGAAGGAAAGUCGCCCUAAGAGCAACUGGCCGCCAUUUUCGUCCGCUGCAAACAGCUCGGCCUCCACUUACGUCUCACCUUAUGCUCAGAAUCCAAGCCUGGCCAUAACUUACACAUCUCCAUACGCCAAGACCCCAAAAACCACUACCUCCAAUCCUAGUUCCAGCUACGUUUCGAGUCUGUCCAGUAAUGCCAAACCAUCAUCAUCUGUUUCCUCCAUUUCGAGCUUUUUUAAACCCACCCCUAAGCAUGUUGAAACACCACACACCUCUACUGCAACUCCAAAACCCUACGUUAGUCUGGGAUUAUCAGAAGGCACCAAGCCAAAGGUCCCUGCCGUCGCACAAUCCGUAGAUGCCCAGGGCACGAGUUCAACGAGUUUGGGUACCUCGAAGUCUAGCCUGACCAAGAGCAAAUUAAAGCCCGCCCGGGUGUAUAUCUUCAACCACGAGCGGUUUGAUAGCAAGAACAAAUUCCGAAAGGGCAGUGUCCAGGAUGUGAAGGUCUUGCGCGCCACAUUCGAGCAGCUGAAGUGCAAAGUGGAGGUCAUUACAGACGCAACCCUGGCCACCAUUAAAAAAACAGUGCGAAUGUUGGAAACCAAGGACUUUGAGGACAAGAGCGCUCUCGUCCUCGUGAUGCUCAGUCAUGGGACGCGCCACGACCGACUUGCAGCAAAGGAUGACGACUAUUCCCUAGACGAUGACGUGGUUUUUCCCAUACUGCGCAAUCGGACGCUUAAAGACAAGCCCAAGCUACUUUUCGUUCAGGCUUGCAAGGGCGCCAACGAACCAGGGGGCUUUAUGACCGAUGCCGCCCAACCCAAUGGGUCUCCAAAUGAGAUCCUCAAGUGCUAUAGCACGUACGAGGGAUAUGUAUCUUACCGCACGGAGGACGGAACUCCUUUUAUUCAGACACUGUGUGAGGCUCUCAAUCGAUCGGGGAAGACUUCGGACAUCGACACCAUAAUGACGAGUGUGCGACGAGUGGUUAAAAUGCAAACCAAAGACGGCCAAAUUCCAUCUGUUACUAGCACCCUUACCUCUAAGUACGUUUUUGGCGAUUACAUCUGAUCAUAGAUUUACAAUCUAAGACACAAAAUAAAAAAAUAAAUAGCACA
Drosophila teissieri is the source of this 1748-nucleotide messenger RNA. Its product is annotated as putative protein TPRXL. The record is from RefSeq and is a predicted model, not a curated record. Gene Ontology annotation, molecular function: cysteine-type endopeptidase activity. The coding region runs from base 121 to 1701 and encodes 526 amino acids. Gene Ontology annotation, biological process: proteolysis. The transcript has 3 exons. NCBI's taxonomy places the organism in Eukaryota, Metazoa, Arthropoda, Insecta, Diptera, Drosophilidae.